Messenger RNA from Schistosoma haematobium, 17271 nucleotides. RefSeq names its product Mesoderm induction early response protein 1. The record is from RefSeq and is a predicted model, not a curated record. Gene Ontology annotation, cellular component: nucleoplasm. NCBI's taxonomy places the organism in Eukaryota, Metazoa, Platyhelminthes, Trematoda, Strigeidida, Schistosomatidae. Gene Ontology annotation, biological process: negative regulation of transcription by RNA polymerase II. Gene Ontology annotation, molecular function: histone deacetylase binding; transcription corepressor activity. Bases 1161 to 1583 code for a protein of 140 amino acids. The transcript is spliced from 3 exons.
UAAUUCGCUUCCGCUUGAACAGGCGGGGAAUUAUUGUCCUGUCGAGUCGUCUGAACCCCAGACAGAUUAUAAUCCCAGCACGACUGAAACAACUAAUCGAUCUGCAGACAAUCCUGGGCCUUGUCUAGAUAGCACCGUACGUAAAGCUGAUGGGAUGAGCGAUAGUGAUUUUGACGAACGGGACGUUUCGGUAGAUGAUGACAGUAUUCCUCCAGAGGAAGAUGCUGCUGACGAGGAAGAAGUAUCAAGUCUCAUGAAAGUGAGUUAAUCUAAUCUGCAGUGUAAAAUAUUUCGUGCUGUAAUUAUAUUGUAUACAGUAUUUCUAAACUUAUUUAGUGUGAAAAAUAACCAAAUGAGAAUUUUUUGCUUUUAAACUUCAUAAUAUUCUGAAUUCAAUCAUGGUACUUCCUUUGAAGUAUAGGGUUUCAAAAUAGAUUAACGAUGAUCCUACUGUUGCUAGCUUUUAUUUUAAAACUAUAAAUGAGUGUUGACUUAGUUUCCAUAUUUUAUCAAAUCCAUCGAGAAGGAAUGUGUACACCAUUGGAAAAAAUUUCUCUUGGGAGUCUAAAUGUAUUGCAUUAUACCUAGGUACGUUAGCACUGGUGAUUAUAUCAUAUACACAGCCCCAUUCUGCAUAUAUAAAGUUGGUUUAAAUAAUCCAAUGAUAACAUCGGUUUUGAUUUAAAAUCUUAGAAGUGGGUUAUGUAGGGUUUGCUUGUAUGCGUUCUUAUCGAAAGUCAGUCAGUCGUACACGAAAUUCACUCGACUUUAACUUGUCUUUUAUCACUAUAUGGUAGAGUACUUAAAUACCAGUUAACCCCUGUUAUAUCUUACACAAUUUUCGAAAGUCAUAUUAUGGAAGAUAUACAUUAUCAGCUUAACUUUAGUGAGUGUUCUAAAAAUGCAUACCUUCAGUAUUUUGGACGGCGUCACAUUUAGCCCCUCCUGAUGUAAGAUUCUGCAUCUGCAUAAAACUUACAUUGAAUAUUUGUAUUGUUUUUCCAUACAGUUCGUAUAGUAGAUGUAAGUUUCAUACAUGUUUUUAUUUUCCCCUUAUUUCGAUAUUCAUUUUUGCGUUAACUAUUUACAUGUGUAUAGGUAGUAAGGAAAAUCUUUAGUGCUUGGCAAUUUGUUUACUCUUUUGAUUUUAGGAAAGUCAAAUGUCAUUAGAUGAACUUUUAGCUACAUACGGAAUUCCUGCAAACCCUUACGGGAAAGACGGCGACUCUGUUGCAGUUUCCUGUAGCAACAUUUCCAGAGGUAAAUCUGGGCGCUUAAAAAGCAUUCGACACACUGUUACUCCUUCAAGUUUAGCUUCAUUACGGGAGGAAUCGGUAUCAUUACCUCCAGCUAAGAAGUUUCGUCGUGCUGCUCACAUAUCUCUCUGCUUAAAUAUUGGAAAUAAUAUUUCUACAGGAGGAACUAGACCAGUAUCAUCAGCUGAUUACCCAACCAUUCGUUCAUCGUCAGAUAUUGAUGCAUUGGUAGAUAAAAACAAAGUCGAUACACCUCCAUUACGUUGUGUGAGUUAUUUGGAUAAAUUAUCAGUGUUUAAUUUAUAUAUUAUUUGUUCUUCCAGUUAAAAUCAUUGUUUUGACAGAAAGCUGUAUUCUAGACGUAAGACAAUUCCGGGAAAAAGAUUGACGCACUGUCGUCGUUUAAGUCAUGUCCAUCUAGCAGAUUUAUGGGUAUAUUGUAUUAUAAUUAACUCUAUUGAAAAUAUCAUGAUGCUCUGUUUGUCGUUAAAUUAUACCAAUAUUUUCGCUCUAAUCACAUAAUUCACGAACUUUUAGAUCGGUCUAACACGAUUUAGACUCGUUUCUAGUUAAAUACUCAUCUUAAAUUCAUUGACCAAUUUAGCUUCAAUUGGAAUUCAGGGGUAAACGUUUAUAUCACUCGUGUCCAUUCAAUGACUAGUUUCGGGUCAAAAAUCUGGUUUAUUGAUUUUAAGAUCUAGCUUUACAAUCGAUUAGUUUAGACAGUAAAGUUAUUUCUUUAUCUUUUACACAGUUGGUUUAGAUUAUAGACUAGCGCACGAAGCUGUACAUUGUUUCUCAGUCAAAUUAUCAUUAUAAACUGUGUCAACGAUCAUAUUUAAUUUUGAUUUUGUCCUUUAAAAUCUCUUUCAAUCCUCAAAAUCACACUCUCAAUUGACGGAAUGAUUUAUUGUAUAAAUGAUCUUAGUUUAUUUCUAAUAAUAUAAAUGAAAUUUGGUGCAAAUUUUACAAGAUUGAUGUUAUAUCCCGUCUCUUUACAUAGCUCACUGUAUUUCCACAUCCACACUCAGUCCCUUGUUCGCAUAGCACUAGUCCGGUGUCUAUAGAUGUAUCAUCUUCCGAUCCUCCUUCAGCCACUGCAACUCCUAGUUAUUCAAAACAACAUGCCUCAGAAGACUCAACUAUUAGUCGCAAAAGCUCAUCGCGUAGUCAUCUACUUAGGUCCCGCUCAAAAUCUAACCUAGCUAUCCAUACUUCUGAAUUAUUGGACAGUGCAACUCCAAAUGAAGAGAAUCAGUUGGAGGAAGAGGAUGUUGAUACAAGUGUGCCUAACUUUGAGCUGGAUGUAGAAAAUCAUUUCCAGAAAAAUGAACAAACUACUGACGAUAAGUUUGAAGUCAACCAAGAUUAUUCUUCACGUUUCUGGAAGAGUGCAAUUACUGGUGAGUAAACUAGAUAGAUUCGUGUUGUGUAAAUGACAAUCUUGAAACCAAAUUUCCCUGUAAAAUCCCCCAGAUUGUCACUCUUUGGUAGUUUGCUUUAGCGUCUCAACUAAUUCGAAAUCGGGUCGAAAAUUUGGAAACUAAUAGUCCUAGUCUGACCAUGAUGUGUUUUUUAGUCCUUUUUUCAUGUACUAUAUGGUAUAUAACAGUAAUUUUUGAGUUUUCGCGUCAAAACUGUGUCUAAUGGGUUUACUAACCUAGUAAGUUUUCUACCAUUUUAUGUCUCGGAAGUGUACGUGUAACAUAUGAUUAAUUUUGCUCAUUCACGAAUUACAAGUUUAUGUACUUAAUUUUAACUCAUACUUUUUGGAUGAGGACAGGCGAUCUACAAGAAUCCCUAAAGGUAAAGCGAGGUUCAAAUGUGGGACCUACUGAUUGAAAAUCGGGUAUUUUAAAAAUUUGCCACCGCUCCAUAUUUAGCUGAUAAUAUUAAUAGAAUGUAUAGUGUGACUGAGCUGGUAAUUUGCCCAUUCUUUCGAGCCCAAGAUCCGAAAUGUGGAUAAAUUUCGUAUGAACACACUAUCCAUUUGUGAUGGCUUAUCGUCUAAACCAUCGGACUACAGUUUUCACUGAAAUUAAGUUUAAAGAUAUGACCUCGCGCAAACCUAACCUUGAUUAUUGGAAAUAAUAAGAAAUAAGUGGAAACCGGCACGUAAAAUGUAGGUACGAUCGAAAUGUGAACGUUGUUAUGAUAUCUUAGCAAUUAAAAACCCUACUAAGUAUUAUCAUUUGUUUAUUUUCUUUAGUAAUCGGUCCCUCUGACGAACCGAGUUAGUGUAAUGAGGAAAUAAAGUUUGUCAGAACUAUGUGAUAUAGUAUAUUCACGCAAUACAUUCCAUAGAAUAUAAUCACACAUUUAUGUGUGUGGAGAAAUAAAGGUCAAUCUAGAGAAAUCGGAAAAUGAGGAAAAAUCAUAUAUAAAACGAAAUGAUUCACGUCACUUUUUGUAAUAAUAAUAGGUAUAGUAUAAGCGCCGAUUGUUUUUAAAUAUCUUGGGGGAGGAGGCGUUGAACUGUCGUUCUAAUUGUUUUGCUAAGCAUUCCCAAUUAUUUUUAUAAACACUCAGAUUCGUUAAAGUAUCUAACAUGUCACCUGGCUCGUAUUUUUUAUUAUUUCUGAGUCAUAUACGUAUUAUUGUAGGGCCAUUAUAAGAAAUUAAUUGAAAAGAAAUAUCACUUCGCUCUAUUCGUCUUUUUCUUCCAUGUCUAAAUGGGAAUUUUCUCUGUAUCAUAAAGAACAAAUGAGAUAGAAGAAUAGAAAUUUAGAAAUAAUACUGAAGAUUUAGAUGAAGGUGAAUGAAUGCAGCUUGCCACAUUGACUUGGGUUUGAGUCUCGUGUACAGGAUCGUGGAUACGCACUGCUGAGGCGUCUCAUACUAGGACGAAACAAUCGUCCGGUGCUUCCAGGUUUUCAAUCGUGAUCUGGCUAAGAUCAACCUGGAAAAUUAUUUUAAGGUUAAUGAUGUUAAGCACGUCUUAGUUUACUAAAACGAUGGAUCUAGAAGAUAUACAAUGAUACAAUGUCAAUCGAUAAGUAAUCACAAAAUUAGACUGUUGAGGAGCUGAUAUAGUUUCAGACCCUAUUUGAUGGUGGUCAAGCUAGAAAUGAAAUAAAAAAAGAAUUGGAAAACUGGACAAGUAAAAUCACAAAAGUUCAAUAUACCCUUCCUUCGAGGUGCUAACCAACUCAGCGAAUGCAAAAUUGCUCACAGCAAUAAAUCCCAACCUUUAAAAGAUCUACUAAAAAAGAGGAAACCACACUGGAGAACAACUGGGAUGAGAUUAAAGAGGACGUCCUGGGCCUCAAGAAGCACCAUCAUAAACAAUGAAUCUCUGUUGAUAUCUUGGAAAAGAUUCGAGAAAAGAAGAACAAAAAGGCAGCAAUCAACAACAGCCGAACAAGAGCAGAGAAAGUCAAGGCACAGGCCGAAUACACAGAAGCAAACAAAGGAGUGAAGAGAAGCAUUUUUAUUUAUUUAUUUAUUUUAACACAUAGAUAUUGGUACAAGGAGGCACCAAAUACAUAUGUGCCACACAUAUCUCAUUUGAUUUGUGUAAGGGCUGUGAUACUUUCCGGGUGCCCAAACCGAAGCAGGUGAAGAAAAGCAUUAGAGCUGAUAAGCGGAAAUACGUUGGAAACCUAGCAAUGACAACGGAAAAAGCUUCAAGAAAGGGAGGUAGGAGAUAACUGUAAGAUACGGCGAAGAAUCUGACGAGAAAACAGUAAGUCAGGGCGAUCAGUCGGAUACAAAAAGGCAAACCAAUCACUGCGAUUCAAGAACAGCGGAACAGGUAGUUAGAGCACUUCGAAGAACUCUUGAAUAGAGCGACCCGCACUAAACCCACCGGACAUCAAAUCAGCACAUACAGACCUCCUGUUACCUCACCAAAAAUUGAAUAAAUCAGCAAGAGUAUCGGAAAAAUCAAGAGAUGGGAAGCAGCUGGAUCAGACAACAUACCAGCAGCAGCCUCUAAAGCGGUAGACCUCAGCAUACACAAGGGAACAUGCAAAACCCUGAAAUACAACACAGUGAGCACCAACGAAAUCGUACUUGAUAAAUAAGCUGUGGAAGAGGUGGGAAUUUUCACAUACUUGAACAUCAUCAUCGAUGAACAAAGGGGGUCCAAUGCAGACGCACAUGCAAAGAUUGGCAUUCCUACAGUUAAAAAACAUAUGGAACUCAAGACAGUUGUCAACCAACCUCAAAGUGAGAAUCUUCAAUACGAACGUCAAGACAGUUUUAUUGUACGGAGCUGAAACGUGAAGAACUACUACAACCAUAAUCAAAGAUGUACACGUAUUUAUAAACAAUUGUCCAGACAAGAUACUUGAAAUCAAUCGGCCAGACACCAUCAGCAAUAACCUGUGGGAGAGGACAAACCAUCUUCCAACUGAAGAGGAAGUUAGGGAAAUACUGGUGGUGGGUAGGACAUGCGUUGCGGACGUCAUCGAUCUGCAUCAUAAAGCAAGCUCUGACUUGCAAUCUUGAGGAGAAAACGAAAAGAAGCAGACUAAAUAACACGCUGCACCGGGAAUCAAAGACAGACAUUACCAGAACAAACAGCAUUUUCGAACAACUGGAAAAGAGAGCCCGGGACAUAUUAGGUUGGAGAAUCUUGGUCGUCGGCCUAUACUCCAAGAAGAGUAACAGGCGUAGGUACGUUUAUUUUGCGUGUCAUAUCAUCCCGUUUCUUUGUGAAUUUCUUAUGGCUGACUAAUUCUUACCAAUCAAUUUGCCUCUGUACCAUUACAACAAAAGUGUGUUCAUUCUGUUCUGAAAUAGAACUUAGCAUUGUAUUUGUACUGAUCUUUUUAUAUUUGUUUUCAUCUUUGCAAUGCUCUGUUGUAAUAUAAACGAGAACCCUUUCUUUCAUUAGUAUUUGUUAUUUCCUUGAAGAUACGACAGGUACAGUCUUUUGUCUAGUGAUAAUGCAUAGCAAAACUAGUUUAUGUCUCCUGACAAGUUUUGCUUUCUUUUCAUCCUAAAAAGGUCAAGAAACUACACCUUCGUACAAUUCAGACGAAGACGAAGACUACUGUCCAAGUGAAGAUAGUGGUCGUGAUUGGAAAGGUGUAGGUUUUUUUCAGUGCAUUUCUUGUGUCCCAGUAUUUUUGUGACCGUUAAUACCCAAUAACCCAGUGGGAGAUUUAGUGAGAACGUCUCUUGACAUAAUACAUGUCUGUUACCAUCAAUAAUUGUUCAGUACCAAUCACUGUAGCGAAAUUAACAACGGCAGACACCUUAAUACUUGCAAGCACGAAAUGACCGGUUUAAUAUGGUUAAAUAAAUAAAUUUUGUGUCAAUCAAUAAGAAAGCAGUUGAACAUCAACCAUUAAAGUGCAAGAAAAUAAAUUCUAGUAACUUAUAAUUAGUAUAGUCAUAAUACACAAAUUUCAAGUUAGUUUUACAGGUUUGUUGAUAAUAAAUAAUUUGUAGUUAAAUUCACAAACUGACUUUAACUUAAUAACCACUAAAAUAUGGAGUAUUAAACAGCUAUUUCAUCCUGGUAUAUAACUCAAAUACAUAUUUUUGGGGUAACUGGUAAAUUCAAUUCUUUCUUUAUCAUAUAUUAACUUGUAUUAAUUGAUUUGUUGUGGAUAAAAGAAUUUUAAAUAUGUUAGUAGUUUCUAUGUUUAAAAUACCUCACCACUAUCACCAUGAAUUUAAAUUUUUCGAUCUCUGUAAUGUUAAAUUCUCAACUUCAGGUUUUUUCUCCAAUAAGUCAUAUCAAAAUUACUUUAUUUUAUUAAUUUAGCACAUUUACUGAGUUUGUAGAUUUCCUUUUGGUGUAGUAGUUGUCUUGUCUUUUGGGCUGUCACUACUAUCAGUGACAGUCGAUGUAAAGCCUCGCACAUGUAUGCGUUAGCCGUAGUCGUCUUACAAUAUCAGCACGACAAGAUAAAAUUAACAAGGCUGUAGCAUAGCAUUCUUUACUGUGAAACUGACUUUGUCUCAUAUGUAGUGCUUAUUUAAACACUGGGAUCAUUCCACAAAUUUAACCAAUGAUAAUGCCUAUGUGUCUGACACCAAGUACACCUGUUUAGUGAGCUUUGUAAUACUUGCUAGACACUUGUCUUUAGUCUAAAUAUCUGGAGGAUAGAUCUAGAAGCCUGAAACUAAUUAAUUUAGUCCAGCUCAUGUUCAGCUAUGGUUUAAAACGGAAUCAAACUGCGUUGUGCAGCGUGUCAUAUGUUAUGAAGAGGAUAAAUCUCUAAAACCUGGACUCCACUGUUCGAACCCCAACAAUAAUUGAUCACUUUAAGUUUGUGCAAGAUUUAAAACUCGGCUUGAUACUGUCUGCAGAUAUUUCAUAUCUGCUUUCAAAGCAAUUUAUCAAAACAAAGUGAUACAGCUUUUAAGAAAAUAUUUUAUUAAUGGCAGGAACAAUCAUACGAUUGAGGGUAAAACGAUAUUUCAGAUUCCUCAUCUUAACUAUUGAAAUAAAAGAGAAAGUUAAGCUUAUGCACCACCCUCACUGCCUAAAGUUUUGAAUCAUCUUUUAGUAAUUCCUUAAUUACCUACACAUAUGUCUCGAUCAAUAGUGCCAGGAAAUAUCAACAGAUGGUGGCUCGAAUUUUAUAUCGUUUCUCAUAACCACUACAUUAAGUGACUUCACAUCGUAACGGAAAACUACACAAGAGUAUGUUUCGUGUUUGCAAUUAUAGGAAAUUUAAUCUUUUAUGGGAAUCAUAAAUACAGACGACAUAUGUUUUAUCUUUAUGGUUUACAUCGCGAACUGAUCUUAGAGAGCCACUAAAAACAACAAAGCACUAGACAACUGUUUCGUCGUAGUAUAAAGCACCACACCGCUAGACGAGAAAUCUCGAAUUCGAUCCAUGUUGUGGAGUCGCGGGUGCUCAGUGCUGAGGAGUCCUAUAUUAAGAUAAAAUUUACGUACAAUACUUCCUGGUUUUCAUUGGUUCUCUAACAAUGAAAAACCCAUGAUGUAAACUAAAAGUUUAGCAUUCUCCAUAAUCCCAUCAUGCUAAUAUUUAUAAUUCAUUGACCAACAGUACGAACUUCAUAUUACGUACUUAAAUUACUUAUUUUCUGAAACUAUUUUCUCUCUUCACAUUUCCAACAUGUUAAAUAGGAGAUAAAAAUUGGUGAAGAUUAUCAGGCAAAUAUCCCUAUGCUUGCCCUAGCAUCAAAUGUAAUGGAGAAUCAAUGUGAUGAAAGUCGAUCAUCGUAUUAUGGUUCUGAACGGAUUUUUCAAGAAUCUAGUCUUGUAUGGAAACCUUCGGAAAAGCUCUGUGAAGCUGAUGUCACACGCUUUGAGAGAUCAUAUGCCCAAGUUGUUUUGUCAACACUGCCUACUGAACGAACAAUAGACGACGAAGAGGCUUUAUUCUUGUUAAUGCGUUGUGAUUAUGAUACGGAUGAGGCGCUGCAACGAUUACAAUUUAAAGCAAUAUCACCAAUGGGUAUGAUGACUUUUUUAAAACCCGAUGUCUACACAUGUGUGUAUUUAUGUUUUCUGUCGUUUGUGUGAUUAUCUUGGCUAGAUUUUGAAUAGUAAUCACGUUUAAUUUCCAAUUAUUCUGUUGAUUUCAAAUUAAAACUCAAUUUUAUUCACAUUCAAAAGAGAGAUACAUGCAAGCAAAUAGAAUAGUAAUGAGAUCUUGUGUUGCUUGUUGUUGCAAAUGUAUUUAUAUCUCUAUUCUAAAGUCUCGUAUUUUCAGUGCAUAUAAAUCAUCUAUUUUGUUUACAUAGUUAUGACAUGCCUUCUCCAUCUUAAAAAUGCUUUGAAAACUCAUCCGUCCAUAUUACUGUCAAGCUAAAGUCACGUUUGGCAUCGAUACUUUAAAGAUUUUGAUCAUAGGUAUCUUCAAAAAUUGCUCGAAUAUUGUGGAACGAUUGGGUGAACGGUUUUGAGUUUAGGCAUAAGUACUAAACAAAAAUGACAUGUCGGUUGAUGGGAACGGGAAUCCUUAUGAACCGAGCCGGUUGAGACACAUGUCACGUCGUAUGCCCCCCACUAUCUCCCUCGAUGAGUAAUAUUUACUGUAGUAGGUGUAGUUUGCAAAAAAUAGGGGCAGAUAAACCAAAAGCUAGCAUCAGUCCAUGGAAUCAUUCACUGUUAGACUGAAGUGUGCUGGUACAUCCUCACUACCUAGUUGGGCUCCUCUCAAUUACUAGUUGGUGAGUGACUAGAUAACAUAGUUUAAAACCGGAUUUAGUGGAACAAAUACAUUCAUUCUCCAUCCUCCUUUAGAUCAUUAGUUUCAAUAUUCCUUCAUGUAUACUUUUUUCCGGACCAUAUUCUCUAAUGUUUAGUUUCUCUCAGUAUCUAUUCCGGUACAGUUAUUUAGACUCGUUUACUGUUUGCUUUUUAUUGUCAUCUCGUUUGACUGACUUGAUAUGAUAAGUUUGGCUAAUUCACAUUUCCGCCAGGGUCUAUCCCUUGUAUCCCAUGUAAAAUUGCACCAUAAAUGUUUAGGCAGUUAUAUCAGUUAAUUUUUAUCAUGCUAUAAAUGCAUAUGAUAAAUCGCAUUCUUCCUAUAUACAUUCCUUUACAUACCUAUGCUUAUUAAUAGUACACAUUCAUGAGUGUUCCUCAAGUAAAUCCUAUUACACUCUUUUAUCAUCAUUGCUACUGCAUUAUUUCGAUUCCCUUUGCUCUCCAUCUUGCUAUUUCCAUCUCGUCGUACUAAUAUGGUAUAACAAUUCAAGCCAAUGCACAUCUUUACCAGGCUCUGCGUUAAUAAUGAGUCAAUGAUAUGAUGAUAGGGUGUUUUUGCUUUCACUAAUAUUGUAAUUCGAUUUGCAUGUUUUUGACUGCGUAGUAAUUUGUACUAGAUGCCUGUUUCUUAAUGUCAGAAUAGUGUAUAUUUCUUAGGAAGAUGGUUUGUAUCGGUCCAGUGGUAAACGUACUUACUUACUUUUUUCUGGUUAGCGUUUUUUUAGCGAGUUAGUUUUCUACGGAAUGGGGACGCUAACCCCAUGCCCAACCCUCCUCCUUUAUCCGGGCUUGGGGCCGACAGUAGCUCCCGGAGGGACUCCAGGCGGAGAUGGUCGUUAAAUAUGUAUUCGCUAUAAAAACCAACCACUUGAAAAAAUUAAACUUAUCAUGUAAAAGGCGAAAUGUGAUUCAGAAGUAAACCGGACUGUACGUUUUUUGUAAACAUUUAUCUUAGUUUUAAACAAACGGAAAUUGUAAAUAGGCGUAUUUCGUCUUAAGUACUAUGUACUUCCGGCCAUUUAUCUCUAUGCUAUGGCUUAAUAUUACUAACGAUCUGCAUAAUCUUCCCUUUAUAAGAUUCCAGAUUGAAAUUUGUGUAUAGUUUGCUAUUGUUAUCGAUAAAUUAAAGUUGGUUUUUAUAUAUACGAAUAUGUUAAAAUAAAUCAAUGCACAACAUUGUUUUCGUUAAUUAUAUCAUGUUACAUUAGGUAGCAACGCUAAUUUUUAAUUCGUUUUUGUAUUGAUUGUUUACAAUUUAUUUACGCGAAUCAUCAAGUACCAGGUCCCAUGUUGCGACCGACUGAUUCCCACAAAUAGGAAUUCUCAUAAAGUGCAAGAAAUGUUUUGGAAUGAUAAAUAGCUCCUUUUUCAGCCCUGAACUUUUUUAUUUUGCAUAAUUCAAUUCAAGUUGAUAGCAGAUAGAAAGUGUUCAUAGGUCGCUAGAUUUCAGUACAGACAUAUUUACUCUUGUUUGGUAAAACUUUCGACUGUGUAGUGUCGAAGUUACAUGUAGAGUACGAGAUAAAUAUGUUAAGUUGAAAAAUGAGAUUAGUUUUUGCGUUGUGUGUUGCAUAAGACUACUUCAGAGUUCGAUGCUGGUCAAUAGUGUGAUUGAAAUAAAGAAAAGUAAGGUUGAUUAAACCAAUAGGUGAGACUAGUUUAUAUAGUUGGUGAAUAUAGAUCUAGUUGUUAUAAUCGCAGACAUUAUCCAUUAUGUACUGUCCUUUCUUAUUUCAUUCCCAGCUGUUCCCGGUUAUCUAGAUUCAUGGUCGGAGUCUGAUUGUGCAGCAUUUGAGAAAAGUUUCGCUUUAUGUGGAAAAGAUUUUCGUCAAAUACGAGAGACACGAGUGAGUAGAUUUCACUUACCUCAAAUACCACAUUAUCUAUCUAGAUCUGUUUUUCCAUGCCAACAAAUAGAAUGGUCAGAUUCAAUUUACUACUAUCAUAAUGUUUAUAGACACAAUAUUCAAUGUUUAAUGGUAAAUAGGCAUGAAUCUGUUUAUCAUGAUAUAUCUGUUUAUUCAAUAAAAAGGAAAUAUGAACUGAUGUAUACCACGUUUACUGUUGCUAAACAUAGUUGGAAACGUAUUUUUUUACAUGCGUCAACGACUAGAUAACAUAGUUAAGCCUUAACUUGCGACUUGACCAUAGUUGAGAUAUGCAUAAUGAUGAAUAUAUUCUAGGAAAUUCCUUAUGUUCACUAGGUAGCUGAAGUAGAAAUGAACUGAAAAAGACAAUCAUCCGGUCAUUCUGUUUACAUGGCAGAAGUCUAUUAAAUCAUUUAUCAUUCGUUUAAACUGUAUGGACGUGGUAGUUAAUCAAUCUGGUCGUCUACAUUUUUACUCUUCUGUUCUUGAAUCAUCCAUCGUGUUAGUGUAGAUUGCGACAAGUUGAAUUGUGUGCUUUCAACUUUUUGUUGCCAAACGUCAAGGCUAUAUUGCAUAUUGCCAAUCACAAACGUAAAUGACUCGAUGUCAUUUUUAAAAAUUAGUUUUGCAAGCUGAAUAAUAAAAAUAACUCACUGCUGACAGGUUUUCGAUUGGUUGUCUUGUUCAUUUCGUAUAAUUCCACCACUAAAAUAUUUAUCCUGUUAUUAUUUCUUUGUUCUGGAAUAGUAUGCUAAAUGGUGUACAUUAAUCUAGCAUAAAUGAUUCCGUUGUCCAUACUUCGCUUCGGGAGUAUAGUGUACUCUAAACCUUAGCAGUUUGAUUGGGAAGCUUUCAUGCUUGCUUGCGACAGUAUCAUUUCUAACUACUCAAUCACGUCAAGAAAAUAUAUUUCCAGUAGACACCCUUGUGCUUCAAGUUUUCUUUAAUUCCAUGAUGUAUGUAACAUGAAUAGGUAUGGUCACCCUACAUGUUGUCGUUUUUGUACUCUUCCGUGUUAUUUCACUGAUCAAUUUCUUUUAUUAACUUUGAAACUCGUUAAUUCAAUUGAUAUAAACGAAUCUAAUCAACUUUUUGAGGAAAUUGAAAGGUAUAAUUAUCAAAAAAUUGAUGAUAUGGAAAAGCAUUGGAAAGUUGUAAGCAAUCCACAUUCAUGACCCUCAAUUGUUUUUUAAUAGAAUCUGAAGUUUCAAAAACUAAAAGCCUACUACAUGCACUAAAAUCCAUCGUGUUUUUCCUGUUUGAUUAACUUCUAUCGAUUGUUUGUUUUUGUCAAAUAAAAUCAUUUUAUAGCUUCGUCAUAAAACUGUGUCGGAACUGAUUCAUUUUUAUUACCUUUGGAAGAAGACAGCACGUCAUGAUGAGUUUGCACGAAUAUAUCGUAGGGAUAAAAAAAAGUCUUCACAUCCUAACAUUGCGUAAGUGUUUUUUUACAACUGUCGUAGUCUUUCGUCUAUCUAAAUAUAAUUUUCAGUAACCUGCUUUCCACCAAUGUCGGUAUGAAAACUAUGAGAUUAAAAUUACUUCAUACCUUUCUUUCUACUGGCCAAUUCUUUCUCCGUGUAUUAUAUCUUUAUAUGCAAUCUUCUAUAAAUUACUACCACUGAAGUAACUACUAUGGAUUCGGUGUUCAUCUUUUUGUGUUAAUGGGGCACAGGGACUUGAACCGAAGCAUAUAUGUAUCUGGUCCUACGUUGUAGCUGACUGACCAGUACAAUGUGUGACUUGAAUUGUCUAGUAAAAUAUUUGCUUACUCUAUGAUUUGUAUUGAUGAGUGACAAUCCUUACUAUCCUGAUUCCGAUUAAGACAUUCCCCUAUUUUUACGAGUUACAGCAUCUUUGUCAGUCUUUAUGAAACAAAAGUGAAACAUACUACUUUUCAACCAAUUUUGGUUGGUUUUGUCCCUCAACUGUAACUUUCUGGACGUGAAACGCCGUUCAAUUAACCUAUGUAAUUGUGAUAACAUUCCCAAAAAACUUGUAGUUGGGUAAUAUAUUUUUCCGCGACUUCCUCUCACUUUUACAUAGUUUGAGGGAUGUUGAGCCUAUGCAUUUAUCUGGAUUCUUUUCAUUGUUGUUUAUUAUUAACUGUUCCGUGGUAAUAUUUUGUUCUGUUAUUUCUAUCCUUUUAUUCCCAAACAAUAUGAAACUAAUUGCGCUCCUUGUCCUACUUUGUUUAACAUAAGAUUUUAUGUAGCUACUUUACUUUCUUUUACUGAUAUUCCACUGACAUUCACCGCACAACCAUUCAAUAUAUGUAGUUUUUUAUUAAAUCGAAUACAUUGUUUAAACGGAACAAGAUGUCCUAAUAAUGUAGAUUGAUAUGACGAAACAACUGUAGUAUUAAAAAACUGUUAGUCAUUUCUCAGUAUGGAAUUAACAUUCGUUACAAAUCACUCAACUGCUCAAUACGUAUAUACAUCCCGUAGGAAAUAACCUUACUAAAAAACGUUAGCCAAAAUAAAGUUGAAGGAUCUUUAUUGUGAAGAACUAUGACACCUUUUGGUGAAAACCUAUAUUCUUCGGAAGUCAAGAGGCUGAUGCCCUUUCUAACACCCAGAGCAACAACUAAUAUGGGUACAAUGAAUGUUCGGACAAUAUGGAAGACCGGGAGGACCAAUCAAAUAGCUGUGAGAAUAAGAAGACACUACUUGACUGUUCUCGGAAUCAGUGAAACCGAUUUAACCCAAGCUGUACAGAAAAGGUUAGAUUUGCGAGAGAUUCUGCUGUACUCCGAUCACGAAGAAGAAAAUGCGGUUGCACACUCAAGGAGUUGCUCUGAUUCCAUCUAAAGAAGCACGUAUAGCACUGAUAGGAUGAAAAUCUCACGAAUCCAGGAUCAUCAAAGCAUCCUUCAAAACAAAGAAGGGAAUCACAAUGCUUGUUAUCCAAUAUUGUGCUUCCACCAAGAUCAGUUCUAUGAGCUGCUGCAAUCGAUCAUAGCGAAGUGUUCAGGAAAGAACCUGACUAUCUUAAUAGGAGACCUAAAUGCCAGUUAUAAUGGAUAAUAACGAGUAUAGAGAUAUAAUUGAACGACGUGGACUGGAAAAAAGAGACGAAGACGCUAAGAGAUUUGCGAAUCAAUGUGCAUUCAACAAAAUGGUUUUAGGUGUCAUAGUGUCCUCCCACAAACUCGUAUUCGAUCCGAACGUCAAGACAGUUCUAUUGUACGUAACUGAAACCUAGUGAACUACCACAAAAAGUACUUAUAAACAAUUGCACUACGCAUGAUACUCAAUGUCCGUUGGUCAGAUGCCAUCAACAGCCUAGUGUGGAAGAGAACAAAUCAGCUUCUAACUGAAGAGGAAAUCAGAGAAAGACUCAGAAUGUGGAUAGGACAGCCGGAAAGCAUCAAACUACAUCACGAAACAGGCGCUAGCCCUUAAUCCUGAUGAAAAACGGAAAAGAGAGAACAAAAACACUGCGCCGAUAAUUGGAAGCAGAUAUCAAAAGGAUGAAGGGCCAGUAGAAAGGAUUGUACAGGACGGAGUUGGAUGGAGAAUGUUAGUAAGCGGCCUAUGCUACUCCACGAAGGGUAACGCGUAGAAAUGAAGUUACAAAUCAAUGUUUGGCCGUUAUGUGUUAGAUAAUAAAUAACAUUGUUUAUUUAGGCUAUGCUAUUAUAAUGGAAAAUUAACUACAAACAUUUGCCUGACUGCUUGUUUUUAUUCCAUGACUUCUGAGAUUAUUACAACUUUGUAAAGUGAUGAAUUUAAAUGUGAAAUUUUUGUUUUUAUGCUUUAUUUCGUACACACUCCCGUUACUAAUUACUUGACAGUGAUUUUAUGGAUUGUUUGGCUAUGGAACAAGAAAUUCUAGCGGAAUCCUAUAUGCAAAAUGCCAGUGAUAUAGUUUUGUCAACUGCAACAUCGAAUGCAGAUAUUCAAUCCUAUCCUCAUAAAUCCAUUCAGCAUGCUUCAAUCAAUAAUAUCGGUUCCAUAAAAGCUAGUGGUUGUCAGUUAGGCUCAUCAAUCAGUUGUAACAAUGGUCAAAAUACUGGAGUAGUGUCAGCGAAUUGCAGUGAAACCUGUACUUCAAGAAGUCCUGUUAAUCGAUUUACAGCUUUGUCAGACGACAUGAGUAAGUUGUAAUAAAUGUUCUUAUUUAACAUUUUCUUCUUUAUAUUCCUAAAUUGUAGGGCAUAUUCAUUUUAGCAUAUUGUCAUAUAUUAAUUGAAUAAUUAUGACAUAGAGCCAGAUAUUAAGCACCCCUAGUCUGGAGUUAACCUAAUGGCGUUCGAACUAGUACCUCUAGUUGAAAGUCGAGUGUUUCAUUGUUUAGGUUUAAGUAAAUGUUUAGAAUGAAUUAUCUUUACACAUAUAUCUAUGAAGUUCGAGCAACAUGUUAAAGUAUAUGAUGGUGGAAAUCGUUUGUGCGUAUCACUCUAGCAUUACGCGAAAAAAAACAUCUAAUUAGCCUUACUUUUGAGAACUUCCACAAGUGUUUUCGACAGGGAAAAUAGGGUAAAUGUACUGCCCCGAAUAGGGAAUAUUUGGGGACAGAUUAGUCUGUAGUAAAUGAUAAAAACUAAUGUACAAUAAUUGUGUUUAAUUCCAAGACCUAAAAUCUUUGGUAUUAGUUAUGAACUGAAUUUCAUCGAUUUUCAGAAUAGUAUUGACACAAUAAGACGACGUUUGUGUAUCCUUGAUGUUAUCUCAUCAUUGAAACAAUCAUCCAACCAAAUUGUUAGUUGAGAUGAUAUUUAAAUUACUUUAAAAGGUACUCGCAGCUUUCUGCUUUGUGAAAUGUUCACAUUUCCAUGGGUUGCUGUCGUAUGAUCAUAUAUAUAUAUUUCAUUUUUCCUACUGUUUCUCUAAAAAGAUUUUUCAGCCAACUUAAUUCCAAGUAUUUUUUUCUUUCGGUGUUUUAGUAAACAGUGAAGUCACUACCAGUAUAUGCUUAGAUGCUCCUGGAAAUCAAUGCAAAUCGAAAACAAGUGGUAACUCAUUGAGUUUAUCAGUAAAUACAACUAAUAAUAAUAAUAAUAAUAAUAAUAAUAAUAAUAAUAAUUACAAUGGAGCUUUUUGUAUAAAGCAAUCAGAGCAUAUGCCUAGUUCAUCAUCUACACGUACAGCAUUGUCAUCAACUGUAACUGUUUAGAGUUAACGGCGUUAGAAAAUAUAUUCGAUACUUUUUUUGGCUACAUUUUACUGUUUCUUGUUCUACAUGUAACACUCCAAUUUUUAUAUGCACUUCUUCAUUUAAGAUUCCGAUCUCUUGAUAACUUAAGGUUUUUUCUACUGAUUUUUAAGUGAUUGUACUUCAAUUUGCUGUAAAACUUUCUUGUUGUCUUUUGGUAGUUUGCUUGUAUGUUAGUAGAUCUAUGUAAGUCUGAAUAAUGUGUAUUAUAUGAAAAACUACUGCUACUUUAAAAACAAUGUGAGUUCAAAAACAGUAUUUCUCAUCAUUCAUGUUAUUGUAUGUAGCUAGGUAUAUACUGUUGCUCUUCAUUAUUGUCAUAUUAUCUUUUGCUUCCCUUAAUCAACCUGUACUCAUGUUUAGAAUAUAUUUUCCUGAUUUACUUCCAUUAUAUUUGUAUUUUUAUCCUUUGCACGACGGAUGUUUUCUCACUAAAUGUUCCUGUCUUCUACUGUACUGAUAAAACUAAGAUGGAAAUGCUGUUAAUAACAUGUAUAAAAUAUAAAUUGUGUAACAACACUUGUCUAGAAUUUAUGUUACACCGUCUUUCAAAACAAAUUUGAUCAGCGCUUCGUUAAAGAUGCAGUUCAACUAAACUGUUACGCGAUACAUGUUGAUUCUAAAACAAUUAGCUGCAGCAUGAUUUACCAAGUUUAAUAGUGUUUACAACUAACUAGCUAAGUUUAAUUAGGCCUAGGAACACCAGGUAUCGAGGAGAACAUUUAGUAUUCCAGGUGGUCUAAGUGCACCGUUGUUUUGUCUGGCUUCAGUUGGUUAUAGUGUGCUGUUAUAACAUCGUCUUGGGGUCGUUGGAGGUUACGUAGGACGAAUGUAGUGGAAGACC